Messenger RNA from Cylindrotheca closterium, 1230 nucleotides. Lineage: Eukaryota; Bacillariophyta; Bacillariophyceae; Bacillariales; Bacillariaceae. The record is from the annotation of a GenBank genome assembly.
AUGAAACGGAACCCAGAUAUUGGUAAUGAGAAGCAUAUGCGUUUCAUGCAAGACAUUCGCCACGCCAACAUAAAUGCCAAUUGGUCCCGCGAGUCAAGCACGGUUAAGGCAAACUUUGCACAAGUAAAAAGACUGGAAAAGGUGGGUACCGAUAUGUUUGGAAUCCCAAGUGUAACCCCGGUAAUGGGCCCGUUUCCUUUGGAAGACACUUUUGGCAUGGCCAUAGCAGCUUGCCUACUCAGAAGAUCUCUGGACCCUGGCCGGAACGAAAACACCAUUCAGUUUGCCACAGCACGGAGAUUCCGAUCUGCGUUCUCUAAUGCUUAUCACGCAUCCAAGAAUGUUGGCAAUAUCAGUUCUAUGGCGUAUGAGGCCAAUAAGUUCUACACCACCACAUGCCCAACUUACGGGUAUUGGUUUGCAAGGUUUAUUCUGGGAUGUCACAAAAGAAUGGGAGAUAAAGUGGUGCAAGAUUAUGCUCUGUCAAGAAAGAUCUUCCUCGAGUUGUUGAGGCACUUGGAGGACGAUUGGAACGGGGCCCAUGAAAACCCAAUUGAGAGGGAUGGGAUCGCAGAGUUUGCAGGAGUGUUGCUUAUCGGGUUCCUGUUGGGACUAAGAGGAGAAGAGAUCGUAAAGACGGACAUAUCAGGAUUAUUGAAGUACAUUGACGUGGGAGCUCUUGACCCAGAUCACCCCCACGUUAUCAUCCCGCUCAUUGGACGACUCAAGGGAGAGACCGGAGAGCGGUAUCACAUGCUACCGAUGGCGAGGGUAACUCGAAGCGGAAUCAUGGCUGGGAAGUGGAUGGAUCGUCUAUGCAGGUCUCUGGUGAAACAGGAUAGGAGGAAUGGCUUUGUGUUCCUCGGAAAGGACGGAAACCCAAAGAAGAUUAGAGAAUACAAUGAAGAGUUUUAUGAACGCCUAAGGAGAGUGAGAGUGGAGAAGUGGUUUUUGUUUGAACCGGGAAUUGAUAUCUCGGAUGAAUAUGGGCUUAGAAGAUCAUUGCGAAGAGGCUCAAACACGGAAGCAAGAAAUCGGAAGGUCAGCCAGCCAGUUAUUGAUAUGAAUAAUAGAUGGAGAAAGUGGGAAGGAUCAAAGGGCCGCCGACCGGCCAUGGAGAUGUCAGCGCACUAUACGGAGAUACGAAUGAGUCUUCCCAUACUUUGGGAAUACUCAUUCACCCCCCACACAUUGGUACCUGAAUGUUAUUCCUAUUCAGUGUGCCCUUAG